UUUAUCUCAAAUUCUGCUCAAAAGCGAGAAAAUUCAUGUUUGAGUUACGGCGCCAAAUUGUAAGGAGCGACACAAAAUCCAUCGCACAGCAAUUUUCGAAACGGCAAACAGUCACAGUCAUUGAAUUGACGACUUCCAUUGGAGUUUUCCGGUGCUAAGCUACUCUUACAAAUUCGUACUUCAGCAUGGCCACGAACGAAGGUUGUAAAGCUCUUUAUGUCGGUAAUCUUGACUCUCGCGUUACAGACUACAUGCUCUAUGAGAUCUUUUCCGUAGUUGGCCAAGUUGAUAACGUUAAGAUCAUAAUGGAUCGCAACUACCAACAUGGUGGAAUGAACUAUGGCUUUGUUGAAUUCGUCGAUCACUUGUCGGCAGAGCAGGCUCUCCUUGCCAUGAACGGAAGAAAGAUCUUCAGUUCCGAAAUCCGAGUUAACUGGGCUGUACAGGGAGCAACGCAAAAGGAAGAUACAUCAAAUCAUUUCCAUAUAUUCGUUGGAGACCUCUCUCCUGAAGUGGACGAUUCAAUUCUAUCCAAAGCAUUUGGAGCUUUCGGUACUAUGUCAGAUGCUAGAGUAAUGUGGGAUCAGAACACUGGAAAAUCACGCGGUUUUGGAUUUGUAUCAUUCCGAGAAAAGGCUGAUGCCGAACAAGCCAUUUCCACUAUGAACGGUGAAUGGUUAGGUUCGCGUGCUAUUCGCUGUAAUUGGGCCAACCAAAAGGCGGCUGGAGCGACGGGUCCCUCUCCAGCUCAGAGUCUUUCUUACGAAUCUGUUCUCGCACAAACCCCACCCCAUCAAACUACAGUAUACAUUGGUAAUUUGCCUCACGGUUUCCAACAACACGACCUUGCUCCUUAUUUUCAGCCAUAUGGUUAUGUGUCUGACAUUCGUAUGCAGGCCGAACGUGGAUUCGCGUUUGUCACCUUGGACUCUCAUGAAAAUGCGGCACACGCUAUUGUUGCGUUGAAUGGUGUGGACAUUGGCGGUAGACCUGCCAGGUUAUCUUGGGGUAAAGAUCGUGCUCCUGGUGGUGGAGCCGGGUACGGGGCUGGUGCCUAUGGGUAUGGUAGUGGGCUAUACCCAAGCACCUGCCGCUGGUCCUGGAGCUAACGCAAAUGGUCAAUGGGAUCAAUAUUACCAACAGUACUAUGGACAGCAGCAGCAGCAGCAAGGCGGUGGUGGUUACCAAUGACCGAAUGUCUAGACAAACUCCCCUUUUAUUUUCUCUGGCCAUAUCAUUUCUUCUACACUUUGCUUUUUUUCCCGACCUUUUGA
Molecule: messenger RNA, 1274 nt
Organism: Umbelopsis ramanniana AG
Lineage: Eukaryota; Fungi; Mucoromycota; Umbelopsidomycetes; Umbelopsidales; Umbelopsidaceae
Exons: 6
Coding region: 186-1109 (307 amino acids)
Molecular function (GO): RNA binding
Source: RefSeq, a predicted model, not a curated record